Cheilinus undulatus (humphead wrasse) is the source of this 1064-nucleotide messenger RNA. It is a transcript of the gene rhoca, whose product is annotated as ras homolog family member Ca. The transcript is spliced from 5 exons. Bases 125 to 706 code for a protein of 193 amino acids. Gene Ontology annotation, biological process: small GTPase-mediated signal transduction. Gene Ontology annotation, molecular function: GTP binding; GTPase activity. The record is from RefSeq and is a predicted model, not a curated record. Lineage: Eukaryota; Metazoa; Chordata; Actinopteri; Labriformes; Labridae.
CUGUGUGAAAUUAGCGAAUACUGCAGCAAGAAGUGAGAGUGUGAGAGUGUGUCACGAUCAAGAGGAGCGAACAAGAAGGAUUAAUAUUUAAAAAAAAACACGUCUCAUCUGGCUGACGACAGAGAUGGCAGCCAUCCGGAAGAAGCUGGUGAUUGUCGGAGAUGGAGCUUGUGGGAAAACAUGUCUUCUCAUUGUGUUCAGUAAAGAUCAGUUUCCUGAAGUCUACGUCCCGACAGUGUUUGAGAACUACAUUGCUGAUAUUGAGGUCGACGGUAAACAGGUGGAGUUAGCACUGUGGGAUACUGCAGGACAAGAAGACUAUGACAGGUUGAGGCCUCUCUCCUACCCUGACACAGACGUCAUCCUCAUGUGUUUCUCCAUUGACAGCCCCGACAGUUUAGAAAACAUCCCUGAGAAGUGGACGCCUGAGGUGAAACACUUUUGUCCCAACGUCCCCAUCAUCCUGGUGGGGAACAAGAAGGACCUGAAGAACGACGAGCACACGCGGAGAGAGCUGGCUAAGAUGAAGCAGGAGCCGGUGAAGUCAGAAGAAGGCAGAGACAUGGCCAGCAGGAUCUGUGCUUUCGGCUACCUGGAGUGCUCCGCGAAAACAAAAGAUGGCGUUCGGGAAGUGUUUGAGAUGGCCACUAGAGCGGCGCUGGAGGCCCCCAAGAAGAAGAAAAGAGGCUUAUGUACGCUCCUGUGAGCGGCCCUGAAACCAACAAACCAACUGACCAAGAGGAGAAAAACAAACAAAAAAAAGACUGACCUUCUACCAAACUGCAUCUUUGUACUGUAUCUCGCAUUUCACAAUAACGGUCAGGUGGAUGAAUGGAACGCAAACAAAUGGAUUUUAUCUAUAUAACAAACAUUAGGAAGUGAUAUUAAAGUUACUGAUUUUCCUUUUCUUUCAAAUCUGUCUUUACUCAUAGAUUGUUUUCCUACUUGAUUUUCUUUAUAUUUGUAAUGUACUGAAGAGUUACACAUGCACAUAUUUGUAUGUAACAUUGUUGUUCACAAGCAGCAUUUUACUCAGCUUGUAUAAAGUACUCAUGAAUGUCCAA